AAAUCUGCUUCCUGAACCAAUCCACUCUUCCUCCUCACAAGCUCUUUCCCAAUUGCCAUCCUUUCUUCCAAGCUUUCAUCCCUCAAAGCUUCCCUGAGGAUAAACAUCAAACAGGGUUCGCGCUAAAUCAACCAUGUCUUUGGCGCCAGGUAGCUACCCAUCUCUAUACUGUCCGCCACCAUUGCCAACUAAGCAAACCCACCUCCUGUUUUCAUCAACCAAGCAUUCCUUAUCCAACAACUGCUCAUUUCUUAGAGGUUCGUUGAGUUUCUGCAACACCCGGUUGCUAAAGCAAUCAGCUUUGAUGGUUAAAGCAUCGGAGACAGAGACUCAGACAUCGAAACUGGAGAGUGGAAAUGAAGGAGAGGAAGGAGAAGAACAGUAUGAGGAGUAUGAGGUGGAGAUAGUGCAGCCUUAUGGGUUGAAAUUCAGAAAAGGCAGAGAUGGUGGAACUUACAUUGAUGCCAUCGCACCUGGUGGAUCAGCUGAUAAAGCUGGGUUGUUCACUGUUGGGGACAGAGUACUUGCCACCAGUGCAGUGUUUGGAACAGAAAUAUGGCCUGCUGCUGAGUAUGGGAGGACAAUGUACACAAUUCGCCAGAGAAUUGGUCCAUUGCUCAUGAAAAUGCAGAAAAGAUAUGGCAAAGUGGAUGAUUCAGGUGAAUUAACCGAGAAGGAAAUCAUCAGAGCGGAGAGAAACGCUGGCGUAAUUAGUAGCACAGUGAGGGAAAUUCAAAUGCGAAACUCCAUUAGGAAAAAAGAACAGAAAGAACGCAGGAUUAAGGAUCUUCGUGAAGGGUUGCAACUAUACAAGAGUGCCAAAUAUGAGGAAGCACUGGAGAAAUUCGAAUCCGUUUUGGGAUCGAGACCUGGGCCUGAAGAAGCUUCAGUAGCAAGUUACAAUGUUGCUUGCUGCUAUGCAAAGCUUAACCAGAUACAAGCUGGUAUCUCUGCCCUACAAGAUGCCCUGCAAAUGGGAUUUGAAGACUUUAAGAGAAUCAGGACAGAUCCUGACCUGGCCAACAUACGAACAUCAAAGGAAUUUGACCCUCUGUUGAAAAGGUUUGAUGAAUCAUUUAUCAAUGAGAAUGCCAUCAAUGCUGUCAAAUCUUUAUUUGGCAUAUUCAACAAGAAAUAAGGCCACUGACAUUUGGUUUAGAAGGUUCAAAGAGUCAUUUUAUUCUCUAGUAUAGUCUUUUCUUUUCCAUAGCUUCAAGACUACAGUGAGAUAAAUCUAAUACACUAAGCGUUUCUCUUUUAAUUUUGUUUUUCUAUCAUGCAUAGGUCAUGGGACUCGUUCAUGCUCAAGCUCACGAACAAAGUUGAGCUUGAGCUAGAUCUCAAGUUCAAUCACUUUGAACUCAAUCGUAU
This is a messenger RNA of Rubroshorea leprosula, 1371 nucleotides long. The record is from the annotation of a GenBank genome assembly. Lineage: Eukaryota; Viridiplantae; Streptophyta; Magnoliopsida; Malvales; Dipterocarpaceae.